UAUGUCAAUGGACGUAUGGCAUUUGAAAAAUUAACAGAUUUUGAUUUUAGUGGUACAACAUAUUAUAGUGUUAAAAAUUUAUCACUUUAUGAAUGUCAAGGAUGGUGUAGAGAGGAACCAGAUUGUCAAUCGGCAGCAUUUAGUUUUGUUGUUAAUCCAUUAUCACCAACACAAGAGACACAUUGUCAAUUACAAAAUGAAUCAAGUGCACAUAAUCCAACAGCAUUGGCACAACGUUCAGCUAAUAUGUAUUAUAUGGUAAAAUUACAAUUACGUAGUGAUAAUGUAUGUUUAAGACCAUGGUCAUUUGAAAGAGUACCAAAUAAAAUAAUACGUGGUCUUGAUAAUGCAUUAAUAUAUACAAGUACAAAAGAAGCAUGUUUAUCAGCUUGUUUAAAUGAAAAACGUUUUGUAUGCCGUUCAGUUGAAUAUGAUUAUAAUAAUAUGAAAUGUGUAUUAAGUGAUUCAGAUCGUCGUACAACAGGUCAAUUUGUACAAUUAGUUGAUGCACAAGGUACAGAUUAUUUUGAAAAUUUAUGUUUAAAACCACAAUCAGCAUGUAGAAAUAAUCGUAUAUUUACAAAUCCAAGAAUUGGUGUAUCUGAAGAAAAAGUAGCACAAUAUGUUGGUUUACAUUAUUAUACUGAUAAAGAAUUACAAGUAACAUCAGAAUCAGCAUGUAAAUUAGCAUGUGAAAUUGAAACAGAAUUUUUAUGUAGAUCAUUUUUAUAUUUGGGACAACCACAAGGUUUACAAUACAAUUGCCGUUUAUAUCAUUUAGAUCAUAAAACAUUACCAGAUGGACCAUCAACAUAUUUAAAUGGUGAACGACCAUUAAUUGAUCAUGGUGAACCAAUUGGACAAUAUUUUGAAAAUCAAUGUGAAAAAGUAACAGCAUCAUCAGCAUCACCAUUAAGUGGUAGUAAUAGUGGUGGUCAAUCACCAUCAGAUCAUACAUUACCAGUUACAUUAGAUGCAACCGAAGAUCCAACAUUAAAUAAUUUAACAAGAAAUGAUGUCAACUGUGAUAAAACUGGAACAUGUUAUGAUGUAUCAGUUCACUGUAAGGAUACAAGAAUCGCUGUUCAAGUGAGAACAAAUAAACCAUUUAAUGGUCGUAUCUACUCAUUGGGACGUUCUGAAACAUGUAAUAUUGAUGUCAUUAACUCUGAUUCAUUCCGUUUAGAUUUAACGAUGGGUGGACAAGAUUGUAAUACACAAAGUGUGUCUGGUGUUUAUACAAAUACAGUUGUUCUACAACAUCAUAGUGUUGUUAUGACAAAAGCUGAUAAAAUUUAUAAAGUUAAAUGUACAUAUGAUAUGAGUUCAAAGAAUAUUACAUUCGGAAUGAUGCCAAUUCGUGAUCCAGAUAUGAUUCAUAUUAAUUCAUCACCAGAAGCACCACCACCAAGAAUUCGUAUUUUGGAUACAAGACAACGUGAAGUUGAAACAGUAAGAAUUGGUGAUCGUUUAAUGUUCCGUAUUGAAAUUCCUGAAGAUACACCAUAUGGAAUUUUUGCUCGUUCAUGUGUUGCAAUGGCUAAGGAUGCACGUACCAGUUUUAAAAUAAUUGAUGAUGAUGGUUGUCCAACAGAUCCAACAAUAUUCCCCGGUUUUACACCCGAUGGAAAUGCUUUACAAUCCGUUUAUGAAGCAUUUAGAUUUACAGAAAGUUAUGGUGUCAUUUUCCAAUGUAAUGUAAAAUAUUGUUUAGGACCAUGUGAUCCAGCUGUAUGUGAAUGGAAUAUGGAAUCAGUAGAAUCAUGGGGAAGGAAAAAACGUUCAAUUGAAAGUAAUGAGACCAAAGAAACUGAAGAUGAUAUGAAUAUUUCACAAGAAAUUUUGGUACUCGAUUUUGGUGAUGAAAAACGUGAUUUCUUUAGAUCUGAUCCAAGUGCAGAUUUUUCAAAAGAUAAGACUGUUACCAUUAUUGAGCCAUGCCCAACAAAAACAUCAGUCUUAGCAUUAGCGGUAACAUGUGCUCUUAUGAUUUUGGUUUAUAUUUCAACGCUUUUCUGCUAUUAUAUGAAAAAAUGGAUGCAACCACAUAAAAUUGUAGCCUAA
This is a messenger RNA of Condylostylus longicornis, 2064 nucleotides long. RefSeq lists its product as uncharacterized. Bases 16 to 2064 code for a protein of 682 amino acids. Lineage: Eukaryota; Metazoa; Arthropoda; Insecta; Diptera; Dolichopodidae. The record is from RefSeq and is a predicted model, not a curated record. The transcript is spliced from 6 exons.